GACAUGUGUUCACAGCAAAUCAGUGUUAAGGGCGACUUUAAAUUGUAACACUUAGCUUACUUGAGGCCAGCAGGAUCAGGAGAUGGUAUAAUUAAUGGUGGUUUAAAUGGAGGAAUUGAAAAUAGUCUCUAUACCUCUUACUAGGAUUUUGUCUUCUCAAAUUGCACAAAACAGAGAACUGGCUAUGGUGGUUCUAAAUGCUCUUGUUCUGAGUCAUAUUAUGGGUGAUCUUUGUUAGAACAAUAAUGGAGCAGCGAUUGUUUACGAAGUUAUUGAAACAAAAUUGGUUGUUUUUCCUCUGUGUUGCGUGUGUUGUGAAUUUUACUAACGGAAAUGGCGAAGCUUGCGGAACUAUUGACGGUGGAACUCAGUUAUUCUGCCCCAGCAGCUACCACUGCUGUAGCACGGCGGAGCACUCCUGUUGUCAGGAAGGGUACAGUUGUCACGGCUCCAACUGUAUCAGCUUCAUCGCUGUAUUUGUGAUACCUAGUGUUGUCUCAUUUGUAAUUAUAGUCACAGUCAUCGCUAAACUCAUCAAGAAAAGAAAUGUAAUAAAUACACGUGUCUGUCGACCAGGACUCACAUCAGUGGAGUAUCCGGGAAAUCUCCCUGCUUGUAACUAUUGCCAACCAGAGUCGUGUUCUUUUCUUCAGUAUUUUUACUCAGCAGUAAAAACAGGAAUUAUUAAUUGUAGAAUAAAAAAUAUUUUUGGAAAAUAUACAAAACGAGUGUUUAACAAAACCAGAUGGAUUAAUACAAACAUUGAACAGUGUCAAAUUAAUUAAAGAGGAUUUGUUUGACCUGAUUGUGGCAGUUUUCCUUAGAUCUUACAUUAUUUUACUGUCAAAGUAAAGUUUACUUUAAUACAUAUAUUUCGAAAUAAAUCUACUGCUUUUGUUGUAUAUAUAUAUGCAUAUAUAUAAGUUAUUAUGAACAUUACGUAAUUAUAUUAUAUAAUUAUGAAUAUAUGUUUCAACUUUUAAUCUUGAACCAUCAAGUACAUGUAAGUAUAAUAAGAGGUUAUCUGUACAAUGCUAUAUCAACAUAACUCUGUCAUCCCUUCUAUGAACCAGAACCCAGUAGAUGUAUAAUUUUUAUAUAACUCCAUGAACCUAAAUGCCAACUUCAGUAGUAAAAAACAUCUAAAACUGGUUACAAAAGUACAUUUAAAAUGGUUUGU
This is a messenger RNA of Saccostrea cuccullata (small rock oyster), 1180 nucleotides long. RefSeq lists its product as uncharacterized. The coding region runs from base 246 to 785 and encodes 179 amino acids. The record is from RefSeq and is a predicted model, not a curated record. The transcript is spliced from 4 exons. NCBI's taxonomy places the organism in Eukaryota, Metazoa, Mollusca, Bivalvia, Ostreida, Ostreidae.